Chelmon rostratus (copperband butterflyfish) is the source of this 1413-nucleotide messenger RNA. Its product is annotated as 4F2 cell-surface antigen heavy chain. The coding region runs from base 1 to 1413 and encodes 470 amino acids. The record is from RefSeq and is a predicted model, not a curated record. Gene Ontology annotation, biological process: amino acid transport. The transcript has 8 exons. Lineage: Eukaryota; Metazoa; Chordata; Actinopteri; Chaetodontiformes; Chaetodontidae.
AUGCCUCUGAACGCGGGUGAAGCCGGGUACGGCAGCGUGCCAGGCCUCGGGCUGUCCGGCAGCGUGGGAGCCUCGGAGGCGGCCCCGCUGCUCAUCCCGGAGACGGAGCCGGUCCAGCACUGGAGGCCCCUGAAAAAGGAGGAGCUGGAGGCCGCUGCGGGGGGUAAGGGGUGGAGGAGGGUGCGGUGUUACCUGGUGCUGCUGUUCUGGCUCAGCUGGGUGGCCAUGCUCGCCACCUCCAUCGCCAUCGUAGCGACGAGCCCGCGGCCGGUGGUGACGCCGCUCAGGUGGUGGCAGAAAACGCUCUUCUACCAGCUGCAGCCCCACCUGUUGAUGGAGGAGCAGGCUGAGGGGUCAGGGGGCAUCAAUGCUCUGUGUGAGCAGCUUCCCUACCUCAGGUCUCUGGGUAUAGGGGCCAUGAUCCUGGAGGGUCCGUUUGAUAAAGAGGCAUCUCCUUCAAACCUCACUGGGACCGGUGAAAGCUCUGGGACUUUGGCUCGCAUCCAGCAUCUGCUCGCAGAGAGCAGCAAAGCAGGCCUCAAAGUGGUGCUGGACUUCUGUGAACUGGAUUUGGCGGGAAGCGCAGAGGAGCCGGCAAACCUCUCAGCCUCACAUGCACUCCGGUUCUGGUUGGAGCAGGGAGUGGCGGGAUUUGCGAUCUGUGACACAGAUGCAGCAUAUUCAGAAAAGACUCUGCUGGAGUGGAGAGGUGUCUUCAAGGAAUUCAGCAGUCAGGAGGAGGAACGGAUUCUGGUGGUGAAACAGAUGCGAGACGUCCCUCCUCCUCCUCUGAACAACGUUACGCUGGUGGAUGUGAUCAUGAGGUCGAUUCUGCCGCCUUCCCUUCACCUCCUGUCUGACAAGGAGGUCGCCGACGCUAUAGAGACACACCUGCAAACCAGAGAAGACGACAUAUGGCCCAGCUGGACGGUUGUAGGUAAAGCAUCUCACAACGUGAAGAAAUUACUCCUGGUGUUGAUAAUGACGCUGCCAGGAUCGCCUGCAGUCCAGUAUGAUGAGGACAUCGGUCAAACACAGGCGACGGAGAGUUCAUCUGUAGCUCUCUUCAGCUCCCUCAGUCACUCCAGAGCCAGAGAAGAAGCUCUCCUGUACGGCAGCUUCACUUUCCUCCCCUUCAACUCCUCCUCCAACUCCACUCAUGCCUCUCCUUCAUCUCCACCGGUCCUGGCCUUCUUGCGCUCCUGGGGUUGCGUCCACUUCCUCAUCCUGCUCAACGUCGGGCCUGAGCCUCGCGCCCUGGAUCCCGCCUGGGCCCCGAGCCUGCCCGAAGCCGGAGUGUUUGUGACCAGCACAGGAAUGGACCGCUUGGGCUCGAUGACCCUGGGCGCGCUGGAGCUGCGGCCCCACGAGGCCGUCGUCAUCAAACUGUUUGAGGCAGGGAGCUACUCGUAG